GCCGUUUACGUAGACCCACAACAGCGCCUCUUGCUGAAAGAUGCUGCAGAAGUCUUGCAAGAAUGGGACAGCAGGCCGCACCAAGUAUCCACUAACAUGCCAAUCGCUCGCGAGCGCUUAGGUGUGAUCGUGGGUGUUGGACCUGCUGAUUAUGUGAACCUUACAACUGCAACACUGCCAAUCAGUCCUUAUCUCAUCACGGGAGGCACCAUCAGUGUAGCUGCUGGAAGAAUGAGCUACACAUUUGGUCUCCAUGGACCAAGCAUGUCCGUAGAUAGUGCAUGUUCUUCCUCACUAGUGGCGGUGCAUUAUGGGGUCUUGGACCUCCAAGCACAUCACCCGGAUGCAACUCUUGCGGCAGGCGUCAAUUUGUUGCUUCUUUCACAUAGGAGCACAGCUCUCCAAAUGAAUGGCAUGCUUGCUAUGGAUGGUCGCUGUAAAACGCUAGAUGCUUCAGCAAAUGGUUACGUGCGCGGUGAAUGCUCAAUAGUGUUCCUGCUUGCAAUCGUGAGUCCAUCUAUGUUGGACACUCCCCAGUCUCUGCCUUCACUUCUUAUUCUGGGUAGCUGUGUCAAUCAAGAUGGUCGCAGUAGCAGUCUAACUGCCCCUAAUGGUCCUGCACAACAAAACGUGAUUAAGGCAGCCCUGGUCGCUGGGAACACAGCUGGGGGCCAGGUCGGUGUGCUGGAGAUGCAUGGCACCGGCACA
This is a messenger RNA of Chlorella variabilis, 708 nucleotides long. RefSeq lists its product as hypothetical. Gene Ontology annotation, biological process: fatty acid biosynthetic process. The record is from RefSeq and is a predicted model, not a curated record. Gene Ontology annotation, molecular function: fatty acid synthase activity; 3-oxoacyl-[acyl-carrier-protein] synthase activity. Lineage: Eukaryota; Viridiplantae; Chlorophyta; Trebouxiophyceae; Chlorellales; Chlorellaceae. The transcript has 3 exons. The annotation marks the transcript as partial.